Oldenlandia corymbosa var. corymbosa is the source of this 1170-nucleotide messenger RNA. The record is from the annotation of a GenBank genome assembly. NCBI's taxonomy places the organism in Eukaryota, Viridiplantae, Streptophyta, Magnoliopsida, Gentianales, Rubiaceae.
AUGAGUGAAGUAGAAAAAGUAAUGGAUGAUGCAGAGUCUUUAUCUAUGACAACAUAUAUACGAGCAAAAAUCUGGAUUAAGCCACAUGAACCUCUCAAUCCAAGCUUUUAUGUAACAUUGGACUUGGAGCAGGAAACCUGGUUAGACUGCCGCUAUGAAAGAAUGCAUAAGUUUUGUCUCAGAUGUGGCCAGCUCGCUUACCCACUCACAAGGUGUCUCCAUCUUAGCGAUGCUCAAUUGGAAUCCUACCUUGAUGGGUACUUCUUCAAUGAAUCUGGUAGAAACAACGCUCCACUGGUGAAGUACAACAUGAAAAAACUUUUUUCUGAAUCAAUAAGGGCUCAUGGUCAUAAAAAUCAUAAGCGAACCUCCAUUAUCACAGAGACGUUUGUGGAUAGUCAAAGGAACUAUUUCGCCACUGUUGAUGAAAAUACCAUUAAAAAUGGUUUUGAAAUUACAAUGAGAGUCGAGCAUGGUUUGGAACAGGUACAGCCCCCAAAGCCUGAUUUAAAUGAUGAGAUGCAGGAGGAAGACCCGAAUGAUCAUAUCGAUGAUGACAAUCAAGGAAAUGAAGCCCCCAUGCAACCUGAAGCUAACGGAUUUCUCCCAUCUGAAAAUGGUUUUCAUAUUUUAGAAGUUCCCCCUCCCCUUCGGAUAAUGGAGGCGGAAAUCAGCCAGCAGAACUCGAGUUCCAUGGAGGAUGGUUCACAAAACCUUCCAAAUGAAGGUAGUACAUCUCAGCAAUGGGAAGAGGCAGCUAAAACAAGCCAGUCGAAUCACAUGGUGAAUCUUGCGAAACUGUCCCCAAUCCUAGCAGAAAAGGAACAUCUCUCUUCACAACCUCUCCAGGUGGCAACAAAACCCAAAGGGGACUUACAUGAGGUUCAUCAAUUGACCAAAGAAUAUGUGGAGUGGCUAAAACUACAGGAUGUAGAAGUUGAUCUGCUGGCACGAAAUGACAUGGUUUGGGAAUGGCAGCAACGAAAGGUCAACAAACUCAAGAAGGGGUCCUUUUGUUUCCAAAAACCCACUUACGCGGAAAAUAAAGCCGACAAUUUUUCUAUCAACUCGAGCAGCUCCCUGAUCCAGCUUAACCCAUAUCAGGCAUCUACUUCAGCCUUGUUUGAGCUACUCUCUGAUGCUGAAAGUGAUUCUGGCAGGCUGAGGUAG